Messenger RNA from Ostreococcus tauri, 591 nucleotides. Its product is annotated as Dual specificity phosphatase, subgroup, catalytic domain. Gene Ontology annotation, molecular function: JUN kinase phosphatase activity. Gene Ontology annotation, cellular component: cytoplasm. Bases 1 to 591 code for a protein of 196 amino acids. Gene Ontology annotation, biological process: protein dephosphorylation; regulation of MAP kinase activity. The record is from RefSeq and is a predicted model, not a curated record. Lineage: Eukaryota; Viridiplantae; Chlorophyta; Mamiellophyceae; Mamiellales; Bathycoccaceae. The transcript has a single exon.
AUGGACGAGACGUCGUCGAGCGCGAAGGCGACGCGCGACGCCAAGGUGCGCGCGUUGUUCACCGCCCUGCUCACGGCGCGAUCGGUGCGAGAGGACGCGACCGCGGUGGAGGUGACCGAGGGCGUGUACGUCGGGAGCGUGGGCGCGGCGCGAAACGCGCGGGAGCUGCGACGAAUGGGGGUCACGCACGUCCUGGCGGUGUGCGACGGCGCGCCGGCGUUUAGCGAUGACGAGGGGAAUGGGUUUAUCAGGGCGACGCGCGCGGUGAAGGACUCGCCGGAGGCGCCGAUAGAGGAGACGUUUGAUUUCUGUUACGAUUUCAUUAGAGACGCUCGCGCGAGCGGCGGACGCGUCUUGGUGCACUGCUUCCAGGGUAAGAGCCGAAGCGCGACCAUCUGCGCGAUGUACAUGAUGCGGUCGCUCGGGAUGUCCUACGACGAGGCGUUGGAGAAGAUUCGCGCGGUGCGUCCGUGCGCGCGGCCGAAUUCGGGAUUCGAGAAGCGACUCAGAGCGCUCGAAAAAGCGCUCGCGGAGCGCGCGCGAGACGGCUCGCCGAGUAAGCGGCGUCGCCGUAGUCCCGAGAUCGCGUAG